Molecule: messenger RNA, 2909 nt
Organism: Limanda limanda (common dab)
Lineage: Eukaryota; Metazoa; Chordata; Actinopteri; Pleuronectiformes; Pleuronectidae
Product: serine protease FAM111A-like
Exons: 4
Coding region: 98-1975 (625 amino acids)
Source: RefSeq, a predicted model, not a curated record
GCGGAAGUCGUUUGACACGGACACACCUCGGUGAUUCAGCACAAAGAACCAGGAGAGACUAUAAGAUCCUAAUCCAGCUGGAAACCACGUGAUAAAAAUGGAACCCAAGUCAGAACCAAUUGACAGAAUUAUUGAGAAUAAAUCAGAAGACCUGAAAGAGGAAAAGAGUCCAUCUGGUAAACCACCUCUUGUUAAAAAGGAAGCGGAGCCACAUCCAACCCAUUCUUUCAAGUGGAAAUCAGUGGGCCCAACCACCAUAGUAGUUUCCUGCAACAGAGCCGGAACUGUGGAGGACUCACUGAAAAGGAACUCACAUUUUAGGGGAAUAGCAAAAACGAACAAAGGCAGAGAGCUUGUUCUUCUCAGGGAUGGGAAAGCUAUUUGUUCACACUUUCCAUGCAGCUUAAUAAUGAAAGAUGAGUGUUUAACUGUCAAGUUUAUCAAAGUUGAAGACACAACAGAGGAAACAGCUGGUGGCUCUGCUCAUGUCAGAAGAAAGGGCUCAUCUGAUGAAGUUGUGUUGUUUCAUGUACGGAUGACGGGGGGGAAGGGUGGAAAACGCAUCUUGAAGAACCCAAACCUAAAAAACAACAUCCGUGUUGAUGAAAUGACCAUUUUCGCAUACAAAGGGGAAACAGUAAAGCAAGCUCUGAGAAGAGAUGCUCGAUUUCUGAAUAUUGUUUUCAAAAAGAAGUGCUUGCGCUCUACUGAUGACCUCGUCGUGAACAUGUCCAAUCUGGUGGAUGACCUAGGUGGCGAAACGUACACAAUCACUGAGGUCAAAAAUCUGCCAGACAGUCAGCCUAGCAGUCUUGAAGAGGACUUCGUACAGUCAGCUGAGUCUCAGAGACCUGAAGCUGAAGAAAACCAGGAUCCUUCAGAGCAGUCAGUGAAAGAUAAUACCGACACAAGUGGUCACACGGCAGCAGAACAAACCUCAGUGCCUCCCUCAGAAACAAUGAUGAGUUACCUCUGUUCACAGUUUGAAAAUCUUUUGAAUGGGGAGAUAACUGAUCCCUUUCGGGUUGGGAAAAAUACCCUUCCUAUGACGGAAGUCUUGCGUGUCGAGUAUGGAAAAAAUGCUCAGACGUGCACAGACGUGAAAACGAUGAAGGAGCUGAUGGGUUUCAGUAAUUCGGUUUGUCAGGUUAGAUUACACGAUGGGUCAACGGGGAGUGGCUUUCUCCUAUUUGACAGGUUUGUCCUCACAAAUGCCCAUGUGGUCAACGCCGUUUAUAAUGAGAGUGACAAAAAGCUUAAUAAAAAGGUCAUUGUCCAUUUCUCUUAUGAGAGUCAAUAUCAGACGGAGAGAGAACAGGAUUCGGUUGCAGAAGUAGAAGUAGAGGAGGUCGCUGGCUUUGAAUACACUGAGGACAUGUAUGACUGGGCUCUGUUGAAGCUCAAGGCUGGUGUGAAGUUGCCUAAUGGUCUGUUAAAUAAAUGUGGAGACCUUAACCAAAGCCAUGGUGUUCGCAUCAUCGGGCACCCUGAUGGUGGAGUAAAAAAAAUAGAAACAUGCUUGAGUAUUGCACCUGAAAGACGAAAAAAGGUUGUGGAGAAGAGCCGCAUCAAACAUAAAGGAAACACUGAAUUGAUCCAGGAUGAGGCGAAGAAUAGCGUAAAAAAUAAAGACAACACUAGUAUAUUGAUUACUGACCGUUACUUUAAAAAUGUGGCAAAACAAGUUCAGCGUCGCAAAAAUGUUGUAACUUACAAAACUUGUUUUUAUGAAGGGGCGUCUGGUUCUCCUGUCUUUGAUAAGGACUGCAACGUUUUGGCAAUGCAUUCAGGAGGGUAUAAGUUCAGAGACACAAAAACAGAUACAAUAAAGAGUGCAAUCGAGUUCGGCUAUUCUUUGUCUGACAUCAUUGAACGCAUCAAUAUCCAGUUGGUGGAAAGAAAAGUGGCUGACGAGACUUUUAAGGAGUUCUUUGAAUUCUGUAAAAAAGAGGAACCUGUCCCAAUGGAAACUUAAUAAAUGUACACAGACAAGUACAGAGCGAACUGCUGACAAAAGACAGUCAGUGAACAGAGAGCGAAUCUGUUUUCAUAGAUCAGGACUCUCGUAAGGAAAGGCAGGGAGUUGUAGAGGGAUCAAACUGAUGCUGGUUUAUAAUUAUAAAGUAACAAUAAUCACUUUUUGGAUAAAGGGAGCGGUGAUUUUUAGCCUGAUUGCAAAUACUUGUUUUUGUUCAUGUGAAACAAACAUGUUUUUUUUAACUCAACUAUCAUAUCCAUCGUCAUGUUUUUUAACCUUUUGUGCGUUUGCUGAAUUUUGUCGUUCUAUAUCAAAUGUGUCGGUUUCUGUUUUGGAAAUGUCCAUUGACUGGAUAAUUGGAAGGAUCCUACCUGGUCCAAAUGGGGGAUUCUUUUACUUAUUUACUCUGUAAGAAAAUGACAAUGAUGGACGGGUGGGGCUUCAAUUAUUUUCUUUCUUGUAUGAAUUUUAGUCAUCAUUUAAAAUUAAGGUAUUUUCUUUAAAUAGCUUUAUAAAUGUAUGAAUGAAAGGUCAAAGAUCAAAAUCUGAGUUAAACAACAUAAUCUGACCUUUUCUGUCUCAACUGAUGUCUGUUGUUGAAACUACACUCGUCCACAUCACUGCACACAUCUUUUGUAUAGAUAUUAGUGUGCUUUGUGUUUUUAACUGGGAUAUAAAUGUAAUUAUUUCUCUGCUUACUAUCAUAGUUGUUAAUUUUCUGCAUAGUUAUUUCUGUAUUUUCUAAUUUUGUGAUAUUUUGAACAACAUUUCGUUUGAGGCUUUAAAAACUCAAAAAGUUGAGUGAAAUGACCCGGGCUGCGUUCCAAUAGUUAACUUUACUUAAAGUUUUCUGCCUUUCCUGCACUAUGUGUUAUUAUUUGUCAUUUUUCUGUGUAUUUUGUUUAGUCCUUGCUGAAUAAAACUUCUAAGU